AUGAAGUUCCUUGCUAUCGCUGCUGUUGCUCUAGGUCUCGCUGGCUCUGCCCUAGCCGCCCCACCCCCACCAUGCAAAACACCAGCAGUUUUCACAGUCACAAAAAAACUUUCACCAAUUCACGUCGUCUAUGGGCAGAUUAUUCCAGAGGUCACUAGGGUUCCCUGCGGAGAAGGUUGUCCACUUCAGAUUAUAACUGAAACCGUGACUCACCGCAGUUGGACGGGAUCUCCUAGAAAAACUAUCACUCGUCCGGAAAAAACUACGCUGGUACCGAUGUGCGAGGUUAUUGUCUCCGUUCCUGAACUAGCGGAAGCUACCGAAACUGGCAAGAAGGAUGACUAA
Molecule: messenger RNA, 345 nt
Organism: Orbilia oligospora ATCC 24927
Lineage: Eukaryota; Fungi; Ascomycota; Orbiliomycetes; Orbiliales; Orbiliaceae
Exons: 3
Coding region: 1-345 (114 amino acids)
Source: RefSeq, a predicted model, not a curated record